UUAUAAAUCCUGUGGGCGGCACCGGAAGUAGCCUGCUCAGACGCUCGCUGUCCAGUGUGAAACCGGCACAGCUUCUCUAACGGGAUUUUUAAAAACCCUCCGCGAACUGUCGGGCUUUAAAACACCUUCACGUCCGCAUUCGCUUCUCAGAACUCCCGCCUCGGUGCGUUGUUAUAUUCCUCUUCAGCUGUCGUCAUGGGGGAGGUGGAGCUGUCCUGUCGCGCCUACGUGAAGAUGUACCUGCACGCCUGCCUCUUUCCCCGCUGCAGCAUCAACGGCCUGCUGUUGUCGUCCAGCUCGCCAGGUGGCGCUGUGUGCGUGACGGACUGCGUCCCGCUGCUCCACUCGCACCUGCCGCUGGCCCCCAUCACCCAGCUGGCCCUCACACAGGUGGACGUGUGGUGUUCACAGACGCAGCAGAGGAUUGUGGGAUAUUAUCAAGCCAACGCCUGCAUGUCGGACAGCAGCCCGACACCAUGCGCGCUGAAGAUCGCGGAUAAGAUCGCCGAGCAGUUUGACCAUUCAGUUUUGUUAAUGCUCGACGGCAGUAAGAUGACUCCGGACUACCGGGUUCCUCCCAUCGUUAUGUACGAGCGCAAAGAUUCAAGAUGGCUGCUGAAAGACAAACACACGAUCAUGCUGCGGCAGUGGGAGGAGACCCGGGCGAUAGCCGGUCAGAUGCUGGAGUCGGGCGACCACACGCUCCUGGUGGACUUCGACAGCCACCUGGACGACAUCACGAAGGACUGGACCAAUCAGAAGCUGAACACCAAGAUCGCGGAGCUGGCGUCGCCGGCCAACGGGAAUAUCUAGACCGUAGCGCCGCGUUUGUACCACAGAGCCCGACGUUCAUCGUUAUGUACAAAUAACCCGACAACAAAACAUGUUCAAAACAAGACGUUUAUUUUUUAUCGCAUAUAGUCAAGUGAACAGGGACGUGAUGUAGAACGUGCUUAAAUAACAAAUAAUAUUUACAGUUUUAUUAGACGACCUGUAACCUCUCACCCCCUCUCCCCCAGUUUGCCUCGUGGUCCAGUCCUGCUGAUUUGACACUUUUACUUUUCUUCUCAAGCUGCCGCAUGAUUCUUUUUUUAUUCUGUUAUUAUUAUUCCCACAUACUUUAUUACAUGUAACGGGGAGGAUGGACAGAAUAACAGAAACACCGGACAGAGCAGAGGACACUCGUUUGUUAAAAGCUCAGAAUGAUUUCGUUGUCGACUCGCAGCUUUUGAUUCAGGACGUUAGUUUUACGCACGUGUAUGUUUGUUUCCUAAACUGUGGCAGGAAAAUUGUUUAUUCGCCAAACUUGCGAAAAAUACUAUAUAUUUAUUUACGACAGUUUUAAACUGUUCGACGUUUCUGCUCUUCUGUCGACAACCUCUCGUAAUUCUGACUGUUUAAAAAAAAAAACAACGUUUUAAAUGUCUGAACUCUUCUCAUGUGAUAACUCCUAACAAUGCACUGAAAGAGGCUAGGUUUUUUAUUUUAAUUUUUUAAAAUCCCCUUCAAUUGUCUUGAUCCUGUCUCCAUAACAACAGUGUGAAAACUUUAUCUAUUAAAAGACGACGACAUUCAAA
This is a messenger RNA of Scophthalmus maximus (turbot), 1577 nucleotides long. RefSeq names its product ER membrane protein complex subunit 9 (gene emc9). The record is from RefSeq and is a predicted model, not a curated record. The coding region runs from base 196 to 813 and encodes 205 amino acids. NCBI's taxonomy places the organism in Eukaryota, Metazoa, Chordata, Actinopteri, Pleuronectiformes, Scophthalmidae. Gene Ontology annotation, cellular component: EMC complex. The transcript is spliced from 6 exons.